Messenger RNA from Quercus lobata, 1097 nucleotides. RefSeq names its product geranylgeranyl pyrophosphate synthase, chloroplastic-like. Lineage: Eukaryota; Viridiplantae; Streptophyta; Magnoliopsida; Fagales; Fagaceae. The record is from RefSeq and is a predicted model, not a curated record. The transcript has a single exon. Gene Ontology annotation, biological process: isoprenoid biosynthetic process. Gene Ontology annotation, molecular function: geranylgeranyl diphosphate synthase activity. Bases 82 to 1047 code for a protein of 321 amino acids.
GUUUCUCUAACUCGUUCUUUUCUUAAUUUUGCAGACUGCGAUAACCACCCUCUCACUCUCCCUCAAAACUUCCAGAGAAAAAUGAGCCGUGCAAUGGUCCUUUCCAAGGAAAUUACUCUCAAAGGACAUGAACAUGAGUCAAAACCCACUUUCAACUUCGAAUCCUACAUGGUCCAGAAAGCCAUUUCCAUCAACCAAGCCCUCGACGCAGCCAUUCCAUUCAAAGGUCAUCACAAUAAGAUCCAAGAAGCCAUGCGCUACUCCCUUCUUGCAGGUGGCAAGCGAGUCCGCCCUGUCCUCUGCAUUGCUGCCUGUGAACUCGUAGGUGGCACCGAGUCCAUAGCCAUGCCCGCUGCCUGUGCUAUCGAGAUGAUACACACCAUGUCAUUGAUCCACGACGACCUUCCUUGCAUGGACAAUGAUGACCUCCGACGAGGAAGGCCCUCGAGUCACAAAGUUUUUGGUGAAGCUGUUGCUGUUCUAACCGGCGAUGCACUUCUAGCCUUGGCGUUCGAUCACAUAACAUCAGUUUCCACAAUGGGCGUGCCUCCCACAAGGGUAGUUCAUGCGAUUAAGGUGUUGGCCAAGUCAGUAGGACACGAAGGACUCGCUGCUGGGCAAUUAGCCGAUAUAAGUUCAGAGGGUCUCUCAGUCUCUGAUAUUGGAUUGGAACAGCUUGAGUUCAUUCAUCUGCAUAAGACUGCAGCAUUGUUUGAAGGGACAGUAGCAGUGGGAGCUAUUUUGGGAGGUGGGUCUAAUGAGGAGGUUGAGAAGUUGAGGAGGUUUGCGAGGCAUAUUGGGUUGCUGUUCCAGGUGGUGGAUGACAUUCUUGAUGUGACAAAGUCGGCCCAAGAGUUGGGGAAGACUGCGGGCAAAGACUUGGUUGCAGAUAAGAUUACAUAUCCGAAGCUAAUGGGGAUCGACAAGUCUAGGGAGUUUGCUGAAAAACUGAACAAGGAAGCUCAGGAUUCGCUCUCUGGGUUUGAUUCAGUGAAGGCUGCGCCAUUGUUUGCUCUCGCGAAUUGUAUUGCUCAUAGGCAAAACUAGUGCAAUACUAGACUACUCUACACAAUAGUAAAGUAUAAAGUCUAUAUAGG